Ogataea parapolymorpha DL-1 is the source of this 1056-nucleotide messenger RNA. RefSeq lists its product as uncharacterized. Bases 1 to 1056 code for a protein of 351 amino acids. The transcript has a single exon. Lineage: Eukaryota; Fungi; Ascomycota; Pichiomycetes; Pichiales; Pichiaceae. The record is from RefSeq and is a predicted model, not a curated record.
AUGCUCCUGCCUCCGUUCAUCAAGGAGUACACAACAAAGAUAGAUGUCGUGCGCGAGGAUGCCCCACCGGAAUUGGUUCUGGGAGAAUAUGGUUUACUGGCUAAUUACAUCAAACAACGCCCUUUCGAGAGAGUGAGCUUUCUCCAGCCAGGUUUGCUUGAGAAACCUGCCAGCAAGCAGGAGACGCUGUCUGUCGUGAACGAUAUGAUGCCAAGCUUUCCAUCAACUCCGGAUGAGCUGACUGAGUGCAUCGGGGUGCCUAUAUACCUUGAGAACACCAACUUGAGCGUUCCCAAAGAGAUUGACGAAUUACCGCGCCGUCUGGUAAGCAAGUUUAAAAAUCCGAGCGAAAACACCACAAUGCCUAAAAAAUACGAAGACAGUCAGCGGUUGGUACGGCACUACAGAAUGCAGCCGUACGCUGUGGAGGAUCAGUAUGACCCUACUAACGUGUAUCUUCAAUUGGAAAAGAACUAUAACCAACUGACGAGUUCGCAACAGUCCUCGCUGCAAUACAUUUUGAACCUAUCGCGCAUUCUCGAACAAUACCUGAGCCAAACCUCAACUUUUCAAACAGAGUCAAACGAGAUUUUCAAGAUAGUUUUUUCGCAGCUCUACGACUUAGAAUUGUAUUCCCUGGCCCAGGUUCUGAUAGAGGUGGUGCUCACCACUCCUAUGGAUGAAAAGAGCCGUGCACUGAAGUCGGCACAAAAGGCACAUAUGAAGAUUACACAAAGAUUCCUCAAGACGAAGGCUAAAGGAGAGCGGAUAACCUUGGCAAAAUCAAAGCUUAAGGAUAAGGUUGGCCAGUCGAACUUGAAGAUAUACAACCACGGGUGGGUGGAAUUUAUUUUGAGAGAUUUGGGAUUGUUCACAAAAAUGGUCGACCUCUGGACCAGACUUGAGACUGAUUCUAAGUCGCUUCUAAGCGCAGUUUUAGACGUCGGUAAAGCUAGCGGACCGUCCGCAGAAGAACUACUAAAAAUACAGGAAGUGCUCGUGAAAGGCGGACAUCGUGAUCUGGCGCAAAAGAUCGCAAAGAGUUUCCAAGACUAA